Molecule: messenger RNA, 1913 nt
Organism: Lucilia sericata (common green bottle fly)
Lineage: Eukaryota; Metazoa; Arthropoda; Insecta; Diptera; Calliphoridae
Product: serine protease grass-like
Exons: 12
Coding region: 12-1760 (582 amino acids)
Biological process (GO): proteolysis
Molecular function (GO): serine-type endopeptidase activity
Source: RefSeq, a predicted model, not a curated record
UACAGUUUUUAAUGCUUCGCUUAUUUGGAAUUUUUGCAAUUUUAUUUAUAUUCAUUUUCAUAAGCAUUAACAGUCAAUAUGGCACUGAAUGUCGAAUGCCAAAUGAAAUGAAAGGUAAAUGUGUACCCGUAAAAUCUUGUAGAACCACAUAUGAAUUUUUUGAAAAUAUUCACAAAUCUGGAAAUAGUAGUAUUUCAAGUAUAGAUCGGGAAAAAUUAUUAGAACUAAAAUGUGGCACAAUGAAAAAUUCGCCCCUCAUCUGUUGUUCUGAAUCGGAGGUGCAAUUGAAUGUGAAUGGAUUUAAUAUACUAAAGAAUACUACUUGUGGCAUAUAUAUUGUAGAUAAAAUAUCUAAUGGUCAUGUUGCCGCUCUAUUCGGUUUUCCAUGGAUGGUUUUAUUGAAAUAUGAUGAUGAAUUUAAUACUUUUAAAUGUGGUGGAUCUUUAAUAAGUGACCGUUAUGUUCUAACUGCAGCCCAUUGUAUAGCUAGAUCAGAUAAACAACUUGUAGCUGUCAGAUUAGGAGAAUAUCAAAUCAGCACUGAAAGAGAUUGUACGAAUUCAACACGUAAAAACAUUUGUGCUGAUCCAGUAGAAGAUGUUGGCAUUGAAGAAAUAUUUAUACAUGAAAAUUAUCAAAGAAACUUGCACCACGAUAUAGCACUUUUACGUCUUAAUCGAACAGUGGAAUUUAAAAGACACAUAAAACCCAUAUGCUUGCCAAUAUUUGACGUUUUGAGAACAAAAGAUUACAGUGAAUAUGUUAUAUCUGGAUGGGGAGCUACAGAAAAUCGCAGUUCUUCGGAUGUCCUGAUGGUGGCCAUUGUCCCUAGUGUAGAACGUUCACAAUGUCAAAUAGAAUUGAGAAAACAUUAUCUACGUUUGCCUUUAACUGAGGGUCAGAUAUGUGCUGGCGGUUUAAAUACAGUUGAUGCCUGCCGUGGUGACUCUGGUGGACCUUUAGGUUACAAAGAUUUUUAUAAUGGUCAUCCACGUUUUAUACAAUUCGGUCUUGUUAGCGUUGGUUUGGAUAAUUGUGGUUUUGAGAGUCCACCCACGACUUAUACAAACAUUUCCCAUUAUCUACAAUGGAUAACUGAUCAUAUGUUGAAAACUAUAAGAGGGGCGUGUAUAGCUAGAUCAGAUAAACAACUUGUAGCUGUCAGAUUAGGAGAAUAUCAAAUUAGCACUGAAAGAGAUUGUACGAAUUCAACACGUAAAAACAUUUGUGCUGAUCCAGUAGAAGAUGUUGGCAUUGAAGAAAUAUUUAUACAUGAAAAUUAUCAAAGAAACUUGCACCACGAUAUAGCACUAUUACGUCUUAAUCGAACAGUGGAAUUUAAAAGACACAUAAAACCCAUAUGCUUGCCAAUAUUUGACGUUUUGAGAACAAAAGAUUACAGUGAAUAUGUUAUAUCUGGAUGGGGAGCUACAGAAAAUCGCAGUUCUUCGGAUGUCCUGAUGGUGGCCAUUGUCCCUAGUGUAGAACGUUCACAAUGUCAAAUAGAAUUGAGAAAACAUUAUCUACGUUUGCCUUUAACUGAGGGUCAGAUAUGUGCUGGCGGUUUAAAUACAAUUGAUGCCUGCCGUGGAGACUCUGGUGGACCUUUAGGUUACAAAGAUUUUUAUAAUGGUCAUCCACGUUUUAUACAAUUCGGUCUUGUUAGCGUUGGUUUGGAUAAUUGUGGUUUUGAGAGUCCACCCACGACUUAUACAAACAUUUCCCAUUAUUUACAAUGGAUAACUGAUCAUAUGUGGUAAAAUUCAAUGUUCAAACUGAGAGCUAAGUUGAAAAGUUAUGUUAAAUUACAUAACAAAUAUUUCGGAGAUUAAGAGAAACUUUCUUGCUAAAUAAUUUCUGUUUAAUUUAGUAAAUAAGUAAAUAGUUACUUACAAAUUAAAUUAUUAAAAUGU